This is a messenger RNA of Oncorhynchus keta (chum salmon), 8460 nucleotides long. Its product is annotated as tensin-2. Gene Ontology annotation, molecular function: protein binding; protein tyrosine phosphatase activity. Bases 886 to 5928 code for a protein of 1680 amino acids. The transcript is spliced from 28 exons. Lineage: Eukaryota; Metazoa; Chordata; Actinopteri; Salmoniformes; Salmonidae. The record is from RefSeq and is a predicted model, not a curated record. Gene Ontology annotation, biological process: peptidyl-tyrosine dephosphorylation.
UCUCCCAAGUCCUGCGAGUUCACAUGCAGCAGCCAAAACACUGAACAGGAUAAACAAAGAACACCGAAAAGACAGGGAAAAAAACAAAGCAAGAAUAAUACUAAUGUUAUUCUAACUCUAGUAUAAAGGGCCUCUUUUGGGAGCAGUAGCAAAGUGUGAGAAUGGGUAAGAGUACGUGAACUUUGUCUACUCUAAGGUCUAGACAAAAUGAUAGAGGUUUAAAGUAGAUGGAUGGCCAUAGCAGCACUUCUGACCACUUCAACUCUGCUGGAAGUAUUUGGAAUUGAUGUUGCAAGUUCCACGUUUGUAAGUAGCAUAGGGAGAGGAGACUGCCUCCACGCUAAGAGGUCUGUGUCUUUUAGAGCAUCUAAACUGCAACGAUUGUGGUUUUGUUGCUUUGUGAACCCAUUUCUAGACAAUACAUGCAAUGUCUGGCAAAAUGACUGUGUAUGUGUGAGCAGGAAACAGAGACGGUUUCAGAGCGAGAGAGUGAGGGAGAAACAGAGCGGUAUUGUAUGUGCGUAUGAGAGAAGAGAGUUAGUUAGAGGGAAAGAGAGAGGGUAACCAUUUGUGCCUGGGAGAGAGGGAACGAAGGAGAGAGACCAUAUAUGUACUGUAUGUCUAUAUGUGAGUAUUUGAAAUGGGGGGAUGCAUAUGUCUGUGUGAGACAGAAGGAGAGGAGGGAGAGAACGUAUAUCCUCUGGCCCUUGGCGAGUGUGCGUGAGGCUGAAUGGGAGCCAGGAAAAGGGGAAGGGCCUCGUGUCCGCUGACAAAAACAGCUGCCUGAGAGUACACAGGAAAACAGUGUCUGGUAGAGUAUAGGGAGCAGGGGACAGGGAAAGAGAGGACAGGAGAGAAAGAGAGCACCAGGGCCCACAUCUCUAUAUGGGUUGCGCCCUGAGUGCGGAGCCUUGCUGUGGGGAGGAAGCGGAGCCUGUGCCCUUAGUGAGAGGGUCACUGAAGCGCCGAGGUCCAGAGAGAUCCAACAGCGUCAAGAUGAAGCUGACCAAGACGGGCAAGGAAGAGCCCCAUGUCUUCAAGGAGAAGACUUUUAGGAAGAGGCGUCAGUGUGGGGUGUGUCGUCAGAGUGUGGACAGCACAGGGUCCUUCUGUCGAGUGUGUAAAACAGCCACUCACAAGAAAUGCGAGGCAAAGGUGACCACAGCAUGCAUCCCAGCUCCAUCUGAUCUGCAGCGCAGAGGGACAGCUCCAUCCCGACACGUCCAACACCUGGGUUCCACAAAGUCUCUGACUUACACCAAACAGAGGACCACCCUCCCCAGGAGUUUCAGUGUGGACCGUGUGAUGGAAAGAGUCAUGGAGGGCCACUAUGACUUUGACCUGACCUACAUCACUGAGAGGAUCAUCUCUGUGUUCUUCCCCCCUCUGCUGGACGAGCAGCGCUACCGUCUCAACCUCAAGGAGGUGACUGCCAUGCUCAGGUCCAAGCACCAGGACAAGUUCCUGCUCUUCAAUCUCUCCGAACGACGCCAUGACAUCACGCGCAUGAAUCCAAAGGUCCAUGACUUCGGCUGGCCUGACCUCCAUGCCCCUCCCCUGGACAAGAUCUGUGCCAUGUGUAAGGCCAUGGAGACCUGGCUGACCUCCGACCCCCAGCAUGUGGUAGUCUUGCACUGCAAGGGCAACAAGGGCAAGACAGGAGUGAUUAUUGCAGCCUACAUGCACUACAGCAAGAUCUCUGCAGGGGCAGACCAGGCCCUUAGCACACUGGCCAUGAGGAAGUUCUGUGAGGAUAAAGUCUCGUCCUCCCUCCAACCGUCCCAAAACAGGUAUAUCUACUACUUUGGGGGGCUCCUCUCUGGGGCGAUCAAGAUGAACAGCAACCCACUGUUCCUCCACCAGGUCCUCAUCCCCACACUCCCUAACUUCCAGGGCGAAGGAGGUUACUUUCCCUUCCUGAAGAUCUACCAGUCCAUGCAGCUGGUCUACACCUCAGGGAUAUAUGACUUGCAGGGUUCCGGGGGCCGAAGACUGUGUGUGACCAUUGAGCCUGCAUUGCUGCUGAAGGGAGACAUCAUGGUGAAGUGUUACCACAGACGGGCCCAGAGUGCAGAGAGGGACACAGUGUUCAGACUGCAGUUCCACACCUGCACCAUCCACGGGGCACAGCUGUGGUUCGGCAAGGGGGAGCUGGAUGAGGCCUGUACUGAUGAACGAUUUCCCUCGGAUGCAACUGUAGAGUUUGUCUUUUCCUCUGGACCAGAGAAGAUCAAAGGGCGUGAGUACCAGAGGAAUGACCCUGCUGUCACAGUGGACUACAACACAGCUGACCCAGUGGUGCGCUGGGACUCCUAUGAGAACUUCAACCAGCGCUACCAGGACAGUCUAGAAGACAUAGCCCACACCAGGGGUCCAGUGGAUGGCAGUCUGUACGCCCAGAUAAAGAAACGUCGUUCAGGCCCAGGUUCAGGCUCCCUGACCUCCACCAAUGGGAGUCCAGCAGGCACCAGUGAGGAGAGGCCGAGUCAGAACCAGCUCCUCUCCCCUAGCUCUGACUCUCUCAAUCACUCCGGCCUCACUAGCCACUCCGGCCACUCUACGGCCCACCCAGAGCAUCCAGAAGAGCCCAGAAGGCCCCCGCCCCCCACUCGGCAGGAGAGGGAGGAGCUGGAGCGCCUGCUGGGGGGCAUCGAGGGGGAAAGGGACGACCGAGACAGGGAGAGGGAGACUGCCAUCCUGGAUGACGGGGACUCGUCCUCUCCCUCUGAGCGUACAGGUACCCUGAGGCUGGGCCGCUCCUGUUCCUGCCGGGUGGGCUACCGCUCCCAGCACUGUGCCGAGCCCGGUUGUGACCGACUCCACCUCAUGUCCAACAGCUACUGCCUGGACAGAGCCCCGGGCACCAAUGGUCAUCCUGGGGCACCGCCCUCGGCUAACCCUGCCACCGCCCCGUCACACAUGGACCUGUGCCAGCACUACAGUCCGCACCCUCACCCGGCCCUGCCUCCCCCUGACCUGGUGUGGGACCGCCAGCAGGGCCCGCCACAUUACCUGCACCGCUCCUGCUCUGAGGGACCCUCUCAUCACCCCUCUCUGUGCCCCUAUCCAUCCCAGGAGCUGACCCCUCACCCCCACUCCCACACCCUUCCUCCCGGGCGCCUGCUCUGUAGAAGUGAUGACUAUGGUCCGUACCAUCACCCUCCCUCACACACCCAUCACCACCCUCACCACACCAAGUCCUCCGGCCCCUACCACGACAUGCUGCUGCUGGACGGUCUGCCACCCCCUGGCUGUCCCUGCCGGGACUGCCUCAUCAGGAGGGAGGACUCAGCCUUCCGCGGUCUGCGGCUGGAGCGAGGGGAGAGCUUCCACUGGGACAGAGAGGCAGAGCUGCAGCAUCGUGAAGCAGGGCUGAGGAGGGGGAGGGAGUCUGAGCUGCCCAGGGGGGUAGAGAUGCAUUGGGAGAGGGAGGCAAUGGGACUGAGAAGAGGCAGGGAGAUGUCACUGCAUUGGGACAGGGAGGCAGAGCUCCAAUGGGAGAGAGAGAGAGAGGCAGACUAUUGGCACAGGAGGGCCACAGUGUCUUCCUAUGGGCCCCAGGGACACGAGCUCCCUGCCUUCACUUUUGACCCCCUGCCGUCAGGCCACCCUGCGUACCCAGAGCCGUCUCGCUCCCACGCCCACUCCCACCUGGAUCUGAAGUACAGCAGCAGCAGCAGUGGCUACCAGACCCCCCACCAGGCCUACCCCUGCUCCCCCUACCAGCCUUCCCCCUCUGAAAGUAGGGGCUAUGCCUCAGGCUACCAGUCUGAGUCUACCUCCCCUCUGCCCCCUCCUUCCACCCUGUCAGGCCCCUGCAGCCACACCACAGGGCCAGCAGACCACCACCCUGAAGCCCACCCUCAGCAGUACCUCUCCGACAGCCAGACAGAUGGAAGGGGGAUGAGUGAGAAUGUGGGUUGGAGAGACCACAUCUCCCAGGGUUCCUUCAAGAGGAUGCAUCGAGAUGUCCAUGUCCCGUGUUCCACGCCUUAUGACCGCUCUGGGCCACCCACUCCUGUUCAUACCAGCAGCCCUCUGCGCACACAAGAAAGGCCCAGUCUAGGUGUACAAGGGAAUGAAGUUCGAUCGACUGACAUAGUCAACAGUGACUUUGAAUCUGCCCAGUUCCAGGAUAGGCCCGAUAGUACUGCUGCUCAAGUAUCUCAGCUCAACCAGCAACACAUCCCUGACCCCUCACAGUCUUCAUCCGUGACACCCACACCUUCCCCUACCCAACACAACAGCCACUGCACCACACCGACACAUCCACCCUCACCCAACCAGCCCCAGCCCCAGAACGACUGUACCACACUCUCACCUACAACCAGCCAACCCAGCAACCACUGCCUCCCCGUAUCACCCACUCAGGCCCCCCCUGGGAAAGUUAGCCCACCUGGUCCAGAGACAACCCUUCCUACAGAGACUGCUGCACUGCCUCCUCUUGCCCAGCACCAGCCACCCCUUGCCCAGCACCAGCCACCCAACCCCAACCCUGCAGCUGGCACAACGGGACCCUGCCCAGCUCAGGGCCAGCUGAAUGGAGCAUGUCCACCCAGGGAGCUGAACCCAGAGGUCCCUAAAUCCAUCUCCACCCCCACUAAGGCCCCUUCCUCCCCCCAGCCUCUCAUCAGCAGUCUGGAGGGCUCCCCCUCCUCAGAACCUCCUGUGCCUGGCUUCGCCACCCUGGGCCGGAGGCUUAUGCUGGGCACUGAGUCCCCAGGACCCCUGCAGCAUUACCCUGGCAUGGAGGGCAGUGCCAGUGGGCACUCUUCAGCCCCUGAGGGACAUGACACCCCCACCUUCCCCACCUCUGCCACUGGCUGCUGUGCCCAAUCUGCCCCCCAUGUGCCAUACUCGGGCUACACUGUCACCAUCCCCCAGCCCCCACUCCCAGAGAAACGGCGACAGUCUGCCCGGCCAGGAUCACCUAACGGCGGGGUGGGUACACUGAGGCCCUCCCUCUCACAGCACCAUGUCACCUUCUCUCCAAUGGUGGGGGAGAUGGCACCUCCUGCAGGCCAAGGAGAAGGAAUUAUAUCUCUGGAAGGAGAGAUGGCAGGCAGAGUCAGUGUUAAGUUUGUCCAGGACAGCUCACGCUUCUGGUACAAGCCUGGCAUCUCCAGGGACCAAGCCAUAGCUGCGCUGAAGGAGAGAGAACCAGGGGCGUUUCUUAUCCGGGACAGCAACUCCUUCCAGGGUGCCUAUGGCCUGGCACUGAAGGUGGCCAUCCCGCCCGCUAACGUCAACAACCACAGCAGCAAAGCCAAUCCAUUAGAGCAGCUGGUGCGACACUUCCUGAUUGAGACGGGCCCCCGUGGAGUGAAGAUUAAAGGGUGUCAGAAUGAGCCCCAUUUUGGGAGUUUGUCUGCAUUGGUGUACCAGCACUCCAUCACCCCCAUUUCUCUACCCUGUUCCCUACGGAUCCCAGAAAAAGAUCCCAUUGGAGAAAUGCAGGCACUGCAGUCGACUGCCAGUAACAUGAGCACUGCUGCCGACCUGCUGAAACAGGGUGCAGCCUGCAACGUGCUCUACCUGAAUUCUGUGGAGACUGAGUCACUGACUGGACCACAGGCCAUCUCCAAGGCAACCGGAGCCACGCUGGCACGAAACCCCCAGCCAGCGGCCACAGUGGUCCACUUUAAAGUGUCUUCACAGGGUAUCACAUUGACUGACAGCCAGCGCAGGGUGUUCUUCAGGAGACACUACCCAGUCAACAGUGUGACUUUCAGCAGUAUUGACCCCCAGGACAGGAGGUGGACUAAUUCAGACAGAACAACAUCUAAGGUGUUUGGGUUUGUAGCCAAGAAGCCAGGCAGCAUGGCAGAAAACGUGUGUCAUCUGUUUGCUGAGCUCGACCCGGAGCAGCCAGCCUCUGCCAUUGUCAACUUCAUCAACAAGGUGAUGUUAGGGCCGCAGCGCAGGUAGAGAACCAAGCCAAAGUCCCGUCACCGGUGUUACACUGUCAACAGUGUUACAACUCCCAAAGAGGAGGCUUCAAAACAAAUGCUUUACAGACCCACAAAGCACCAUUGGCGGUGGCCUCUUCUUAAAGACUGAGUUUUGGAACCAAAAGGCUCAACAUUUCAAACAUGACUGGCAUUUUGAAUUACCGUAAUUGCUGGACUAUUAAGCGCACCUGAAUAUAAACCGCACCCACUGAAUUAUUAAAAAAUAUGUAUUUUGUACAUAAAUAAGCCGCACAUGUCUAUAAGCCGCAGGUGCCUACCGGUACAUUGAAACAAAUGAACUUUACACAGCCUUUAAACGAAACACGGCUUGUAACAAAAAUUAAACAGUGGCCUACCAAGAAAGUCAUUGGUCACUAUCUUCCUCCUCCUGUGCACUGAAACUUCUGAAGCCAUCUCCUUCGGUGUCGGGGUUGAAUAGCCUCAGAAUUGCUUCAUCCGAUGCUGGAUCGUUUUCAUUGUCGCUCUCGUCACUUUCAUCCGGAGGCAAAUACCCCGCUGAGCUCAUGCUGCCCCUUCAACACGCAGCAGUCCAGCCUUUCAAAACCCGUUGAGGCUAGUGGAUUUUUUGACAAUGCUCCAUGCUGUCAGGACCCACUGGCAGACUUGACCAUAAGUUGCUCUUCGCAUGCGGCCCGUUUUAGUGCAGGAUUUCUCCCCACUUGUCAUCCAAGGAGCGCCACCUUAAAUGCACGAUUUACACUGAUGUCGAGUGGCUGCAAAUACUUUGGGCCAUCUGCUUUUCUUCCCUCUGAAAGCUGUUGUUGUCUUUUUGCACUGAGUCAGUUCCUCACUCUGCUUUCCAACGUCUUAUCAUCGACUCAUUAAGGCCAAGCUCCCGUGCAGCAGCUCUAUUUCCUUUUCCAACAGCCAGAUCGAUCGCCUUCAGCUUGAAAGCUGCAUCAUAUGCAUUUCUCCGUGUCUUUGCCAUGAUGAGGGUGACAAAAUUACUACCGUAAUCAGAAUGAUGGGAAGUUUGAGCGCGCUCGAUUUACGUCACAUUAUGUGACGGUGCUCAGUUUUUUGGCGGCAUGAAUCUUGUGAAAGCGGGAAAAAUCCAUAAAUUAGCCGCGUCAUUGUAUAAACCGCGAGGUUCAAAGCGUGGGAAUAAAGUAGCGGCUUAUAGUCCGGAAAUUACGGUAUAGUCCAAAUGUAUUAGUUGUUUAAAUGUCUAAUGUCUAAAAAUGCCUUAAAGGUCCAAUGCAGCCAUUAUUUUUGUUAUCUCAAUAUCAAAUAAUUUCUGGGUAACAAUUAAGUACCUUAUUGUAAUUGUUUUCAAUUAAAAUUGUUUAAAAAAAAUACAAAAUUCUCAGCAAAGAGCAAUUUCUCAAGCAACAAUUUUGCUAGAACUGUCUGUGAGUGGUCUAAGCUGAAAACUGAAAAACUAGCUGUUAUUGGCAGAGAGGUUUGGAACUCUUAUUUGUCUAUUAACAAAUUAAUCGCCUUGUGAUGUCACCAGGCAGGCGGAUAUUUCAGGCGGUCCUUUCAAACAGCUCUUAAACUAAAAAGGCAUUUAUCAUUUUCACAGUAUUAUGCCAACCUCAGUGUGGAAAUACAUAUAAAACACAGGAAACCUAGUUUUUAACAGCACUGGGCCUUUAAUUUCCUAUUACCUUAAAGUUACCAAAGCCUUGUCGUCACUUGCUAGUAGGCUACAGUAGAAAGUAAAAGUGAAUGUGAGAAACGUCUAUUUGUAAUGUGCAAGGGAGAGAGGGUAUGUUGUUAGGGUAUCAGUGUGUGUAGAGGCUAGGGCACAGAUAUGGUCAGUACUAGAGAUAAUGGGGUAUUGUUAUGUUUUGUUCACAUGUACGUUCGUAUGAAUUGUACUCUAGAAAGAAAAGUUUGUAGUAACCAAGGAAUAAUGGUGGGCCGCACCAAUGCCGUCUCUUAAUGUAUUGUAUUUAUACCUAUGGCUUUUCCUGUUAAGAGCAAUACACAAUAUUGCUGCAAAUAGUCAUUUUGUUCUAUUCCACAAUUUUUUUGUGGGUCAAUUAUCUAGAAUAUGGGGCAAAUACUAGUCCUUAUUAUACUGUAUAACAUUGAGAAAUGUAUUCAAACGUUAAAAACAAGACAAGAAUAAGUCACAAUAUCAAUGUAACUCCCACAUAUAUUUUUACCUGUAUGACUUUAUGUACAAAGUUAACACACAAAGCAGCCAGUUGUCUAAGGUCCUAUGUACUUAACCAAAGACAGAGCACUCCUGUAUUAAGAUGUAAUCGUUCAUAUUUUUAAGCUUCAUGUAUUUGUAUUCUUAGUGUUUUGCAUUGUUUUUGUAAGAAAUAGAAAGACACUACUUUGUAUGACAGCGGUAAUAUAUUGUGGUCUGUUUUCUUAUCGAUCUUUAUAUGUAGUAAUAUAUUUUCUCACAUGCAGCUAGGAAAGGGAGGACAAAAGGAAACAUUUGUAAGAAAAUCUAUGUUAUAUGCUAUUUUUUAAGAAAGCUUUGUAUGCACAAAUGAAGAAUAUAAUAAAACAUUUUUAAAAGUUAAAA